Messenger RNA from Gloeophyllum trabeum ATCC 11539, 1207 nucleotides. RefSeq names its product oxidoreductase. Gene Ontology annotation, molecular function: 3-dehydrosphinganine reductase activity. NCBI's taxonomy places the organism in Eukaryota, Fungi, Basidiomycota, Agaricomycetes, Gloeophyllales, Gloeophyllaceae. The transcript has 8 exons. The coding region runs from base 1 to 942 and encodes 313 amino acids. The record is from RefSeq and is a predicted model, not a curated record. Gene Ontology annotation, biological process: sphingolipid biosynthetic process. Gene Ontology annotation, cellular component: endoplasmic reticulum membrane.
AUGCCGUUCUGGAGUAAAGAGUCGUGGAACGCGAGCGGGAAGCAUUGCUACGUGACGGGGGGCAGCUCGGGGCUCGGUCUCGCCCUAGCGACUACCUUAGCGGCCCGAGGUGCCCAUGUCUCUAUAGUGGCCCGGGGGCAACAGAGGCUCGACGAUGCUAUGAAACAGAUCGAGGCAAAACGCCAGAGCCCAGACCAGAUAUUCCGCUCGUUCUCAGCAGACUUGCGCGGGGCCGCCGGGGCCAACGCAGCGCUGGACGCGAUCACUGAGGUGCACGACGGGCGGACGCCCGACGCGAUCUUCCUCUGCGCUGGCGUCGCUACUCCGCGGUUCUUCGUAGAGUCGACCGAGCAGGACCUUGCUUCUGGCAUGGAUCUCGGCUACUGGACAGAGGCAUGGACAGCCUGGGCUGUCACCAAGCGAAUGGUGGAACAGGGCCGGAAAGGCAAGAUCGUGUUCGUCGCGUCAACCCUCGGGUACAUGUCAUUCGUCGGCUGGUCCUCCUACUCGCCGGCUCGGCACGCCGUGCGUGGCCUCGCCGACACCCUGCGCAGCGAGCUCCUGCUCUACGACAUCGACGUGCACCUCUUCUGCCCGAACACGAUGCACACUCCCGGCUACGUCGAGGAGAACAGAACAAAACCCCAGAUCACCAGCCUCAUCGAGGAGGGGGACUCGCCGGUCAGCCCUGAGCAGGCGGCGACGGCGCUCUUGAAAGGCGUCGCCGACGGACACACGCACAUCUCAGGGGACAUGGUCACGGAGCUGUUCCGCGCGGCGACGCGCGGAUCGGCGCCGUACCACAAUUUCGUGUACGACUGCAUCUUGGACACGGCUGCUUUUAUCGCGACGCCCAUCUGGCGUUCGAUGACGGACUCCAGGGUCAGGGCGCACAAGCCCGAGCAUGCGCGGUACCUGAGGGAACGCGGGCUACAAAAAUAGCCUGGACUCCUUGUUCUCGUUUUUGGGUUGGUGUUCUGUGCGGGAUAUGCUGUAUCAUGGAUAAACAUUCGGUGGCGACAGACAAGAGGGCAUGUCGUGAGGCUCUGCCAUACCUUGUCGAUGGCCGUUCGAGACUUCGGUGGACCAUGUCAGUCCUGGUCCUCGGAGAAAUCUUGUAAGGCACUGUUCCGGAACUCCUCAAUCCUAGUAGUACUAUAUCAGAAUGUCGGCAAGAUUCGUCGCUCAGCCGGAGCCGUCUGUCCAG